ACUGGCUCAACGAUGGACCACAAGUCGUGAACACCCAUAAUUAAUACUAGUAAAAUGGAAUCAAGUUCAGAAAAUGAACAAAAUUAGUAAAAAAAAAAAAAAAAUCCGCAGAAAAGGAACACGGAACAGGCUUGGCGAGUCGAAGUUUUCAAACACUGGCGCCGCCUCCGUUAGGCUGCGUCCCAAUUUGUUUUCUUACGCUUCCUUUCUGUAGUGAGGACUGUCUUUACAUCUUACAUAGAUUAUAUGUAAUACAUCAAUUUAAUAAAAAAUAAUUAAAUACAAUUUCCUCUUCGGUAUGUUGUUGUUAUUAAAGCUUUCAAAUGAACCUUGUAGGAGAGUAGGAAAGAUAGCCAAAAAGUAGAUCGAACCCUGACUUUCAAACAACGAGACGUCAUUUUCAUGCGCCUUCACAGAUUGUUGCUAUGGAUACUCAGAGUUUGUUUAUGCGCUGAGGAGUUUAUCAAUGGCCUCACAAACGCAAAUAGAAGUCGUUGGCAUAAUUAAAGACCCAAAUUUCCAUGCUGCCAGAAGUAUAGCCGAGGUACUCAAACAACGGUUUCCUAAUGAUUUUUUGGAUCCAGAAAUUGUGCCACUUCUUGAAUUUGACUGGCAUGAAUACCUAUGCAAGAAGAAACGGGAGCUGCGUGGUGAUGUGUGGGAGUAUCCCAGCAAUGUGAUAUGCUUCCUUAAUGGCGUUCUCCUCGGUAAUGAAAAGCAACUCGCCAGCUGGGCAGAAAAUCAGUGGAAUUUCACCCUCACUCAUCCAGAGGAUUUCUAUACGGCUAUCACUGAGGAGUGCUACGCCAAACACCUUCAGAAAACUGGACAUAAGUUUGUCUUCAUGGAUAUUGUUGUAGCAGGAGAGGAUCCUCGGAGGAUAAGUUUUGAGCUGUUCUCCGAUCUGUGUCCAAAGACAUCAGAGAACUUUGAGGCUCUGUGCACAGGAGAACGAGGAAGGUCACAGAGCGGUCUCCCACUCCAUUACAAGGGCUCUCUGAUUCAUCGCAUUGUGCCCAAUGGCUGGGUGCAAGGUGGAGAUAUUUCUCCUCAUAGUAGAGGUAAUGGGGGCGAGUCAAUCUAUGGACCAACUUUUGAAGAUGAAAGUUUUGCUAUUUCCCACUCAAAACGGGGCACUCUGGGAAUGGCCAACAAGGGUCCCCACACCAAUGGAUCCCAGUUCUACAUCACCUUGCAGCCGACGCCCUGGAUGGACAAAAACUAUGUUGCCUUUGGACAAGCGAUUGAAGGUGUAGAAGUCCUGAAGAAAUUAGAAGAGAGUAAGACUUCCAAUGAAAGACCCAAAUAUGAAUGUAGAGUGUCAGCUUGUGGAGUGUUACCAAUGUAACUUUACUUUUUGAUGCAGUAAAUUCAAAGACAAACUCACUUCUGUGUUUAUCCGUACUUUCCUGCUCAGAAAAAAACCCCUUAAAUGUAAUUCUGUUGUUUUACUUUAUUUGACUUGUGAGAAUCAGAGUCCUGUAGAAAACUUCUAGUCUGUAUAUAAGAAUAGGACACAGCUUGAGUAACAAAAUUGGGUGUAUUGGUGAGACUUUUUGUUGUUGGAUUGUAUUGUUGUUAUCACACCUUUUAACAUGUAGAAGACAAAUUGUUCUCCGGACAUUUAUCUUAGCAUUUUGGAAUAUUUGCGCUGUUCUCCUUGAUAAAAAAAAAAAAAUCUUGUCAGCACAUUUUCCAACAGUGUUGCAAGUUUAACUUUGGUUACUUUUUACUUCAUUAUGUUAAAUGGAUAGCUGAAUGUGAAUCCUCUUUUAUUAUAGAGCAAACUCCACUUCUGCUAAGAAAAGUUAUGUCUGUAAAUGAUUCCAGAUGGUCUAAGAGAUAAAAACUAUUAAAAGAGACUUUGAAUAGAAAAUUGAGGAAAUCCAAUGUACUGUAGUCUGGGGUUAAAUCAAAGCAUUGAAAUAUUUUAAAUUUCCCCUUUAUUUUUAUUAUAAAAACACUGUACUUAUUGCAGGAUAAUCUAAGCCAGGUUUGCCCAGUAUACUGCAGAUCUUGUACAGAACCCAAUCUAAUGUAGUUUGGGUGUCAGAAAUUAAAUAAAUAUUGAUAUAAAAAAGGAGAAAAUACAUAUAAAUUUGAUAUGAAGUUCCAGUUCAUGUUUGUACAAAAUAAAGUAGACCUGUGGUAUUGCACUGUUUUUCUAUAUGACUCGAUUUAAGGUUAGAAGGGAAAAAGAAGGAGGAAUAAAAUGCUGUUUUUUUAAAGAAUGUGUCAAUUCAUGUGUAUGUGAUU
This is a messenger RNA of Xiphophorus hellerii (green swordtail), 2256 nucleotides long. RefSeq names its product peptidylprolyl isomerase (cyclophilin)-like 6 (gene ppil6). The coding region runs from base 467 to 1348 and encodes 293 amino acids. Gene Ontology annotation, biological process: protein peptidyl-prolyl isomerization. Gene Ontology annotation, cellular component: cytoplasm. Lineage: Eukaryota; Metazoa; Chordata; Actinopteri; Cyprinodontiformes; Poeciliidae. The transcript has 8 exons. Gene Ontology annotation, molecular function: peptidyl-prolyl cis-trans isomerase activity. The record is from RefSeq and is a predicted model, not a curated record.